Molecule: messenger RNA, 1758 nt
Organism: Eublepharis macularius
Lineage: Eukaryota; Metazoa; Chordata; Lepidosauria; Squamata; Eublepharidae
Gene: GPRIN2
Product: G protein regulated inducer of neurite outgrowth 2
Exons: 1
Coding region: 1-1758 (585 amino acids)
Biological process (GO): neuron projection development
Cellular component (GO): plasma membrane
Source: RefSeq, a predicted model, not a curated record
AUGGCAAAUCACCAGCUUCACACCCAUUCCCACCGGGAAAGCUUGACCUCUCUCUGCCGUGGUACCCCAAGUCCCAACUACCACGUUCUUUCGAAGAGCUCCUCAAAUCUGGCAAGCACCUGGCGGACAGACUCGGAAGGAAGGCAGAGCAGCAAGCAGGAGCUCCGGAAAAGCCUCAGCAGCACUGCCUGCCAAACCCGGGCCAGGGCAAGCGAUGCCGGAAGCACCCCGAGUUCUGAAUGGUCCUCAGUCCACUCAGAAAUCGUCUCCACUGUCAGGACGGUGAGCAGCUUGUCUCCAAGCGACAGUGGCCAGAGUGGCUCCAAGAGCACCAACCACUACCUGUCCGUUGACAAGUCAUCAGAGCCUAGGGAAAGAGCGGACCCUAGAAUGCAUGUAAGGAGCUCUAAGAAUGCGUCUCCAGCCUAUGAUGCAAAUUCACAACACGGGAGCGCAAUGGAAGAACUGGGAGCCACUGUCCAGAGAAGUCAUUCGGACUUGACGUGCAGCUGCAAGCAGCACAGUCCCGUUCCCCACAUGGAAACGAGCGCCACGUACUCUGCCGUGAGUUCCAACAGCAGCUAUGGGGCUUCUGCAGGCAACGUGGCUUUUCAAAGAACAAGCUAUGGAUCAAGCGCAUCUGAAAAUGCCUCAGAUGUCCACAGUCACGCAGCUCACAUCCCCAGCGUGCCUAAGGACCCAUAUGUGCCUGCUAACCUCUUUGACAACAUUUCACAUCAUCAGAUGUUUUCAGAUGCUGGAGCAAAGAGCACAACUGCCCUUGGAUCUCACGCCCCUGGAGAUAACUUCUCAAACUCUGCAACGUAUCCUCAGGGUGGACUCAUGUACAGUAACGUUUCCCCUGGCAUGUACCCACCUGGCCUGGUGGCCGUUCAGAACAGCACUGCACUGCCCUAUAAUAUAAGGCAGGAGUCUGCAGUGAAAGUGGAGGGCACCAGUGCAGGCUUUUGUCAUUCUUUGCCCAUACCUUCCCUUCAGUUCAUUCCGAGGUUAGUCUGUUCAGUUAGUGAAUCAGGAAAAGAACAAGUAAGCCCUGGAUAUUGUCCUUCUUUGCCUGCUACCGGGAUGGCGACACUUCCUAAACUGGUGUCGUCUGUUAGCGAAUCAGGUCUGGAUGCAAAACGCAUCUUGAGAUGCUGUAGCAUGCGUGGGGAACAUGAGUUGCAUGCGCAGCCUUACACCCAACAAAGCGGGGCCCAACAAGAAAUGAAAACUACCUACGUGAUGUUGAACAGCCAUCAAGAUGGUACGGAGGUAGUCAUGAAAACUAAAGACAUGUGGACUAUGACCUCGAUGAAUGACAUGAUCCGAGGCUUACAGCCUGUUCUUGAAUGCAAAGAUGCUGAAGUACAAACCAUCCCCACGAAGGAGUGUAAGUCUGUGGCAACAAGCCCCUCUGUUGUAGCAGAGGACCACCCUCAUAUGUACCCAGAGGUUAAUUUGGAACCUGAGGCAGAAGGAGAAAAGUCUCCAGUGCGAGAAGUGAGAUGGGAUGAAGAAGGCAUGACGUGGGAAGUCUACGGGGCGGAGGUUGAUCCAGAAGUUCUCGGUCUGGCCAUUCAAAAACAUAUUGAAAUUCAGAUUGAACAGUUGCAGUCAGAAUCCGUGAUGCUCUCUAAGAAAAGUACUGACGAUGUGCUGCCAGAUAAAGAUGAAAAGAGAAUGUCUUUCAGAACAAUGAUGUAUUGCCUGAGAAAUCCAAGUUGUUGUGCUGGUUCCAACACGGCAGUGGAAUAA